AAUUAAGACUAGCAAAAUAAGACGAGAUCACCUGACCUUACAUGAUUAAUCAUUAAUUACCCGCAUAAGAAAAGCUGAUGCAUGAAAUCCGCAAUGGAAGGAAAACCAAGAAUAUGGCAUCUGAGACGUUUCUUUUUAAUCAUUCUCAUGAUUUCAACGGAGAAAGUUGUUAGUGGAACUCGUCCAAAUAUAAUUGUCAUGCUCAUGGAUGAUAUGGGAUGGGGAGAUCUUGGUGUCUAUGGCAACCCAGCGAAAGAAACUCCAAACUUGGAUCAGAUGGCAGCAGAAGGCAUUCUUCUACCAGACUUCUACUCGGGGAAUCCUCUAUGCUCCCCAUCAAGAGCAGCAUUGCUGACUGGAAGACUACCUAUUCGCAAUGGGUUCUACACAACCAAUGAACAUGCUCGUAAUGGCUACACCCCUCAGAUCAUCGUAGGAGGCAUACAAGACGAUGAAAUACUACUUCCAGAGCUGCUGCAGAAAGCUGGUUACAGGAACAAAAUUGUUGGGAAGUGGCAUCUUGGACAUCAGCCUCAGUUCCAUCCUUUAAAACAUGGAUUCGAUGAAUGGUUCGGAUCACCCAACUGCCAUUUUGGACCUUACAACGACAAGAACACUCCCAACAUGCCAGUAUAUCAAGACACUGAGAUGGCUGGAAGGUAUUACGAGGAGUUUGCCAUUGAUAGGAAAACGGGAGAAUCUAAUCUUACACAGCUUUAUAUCCAGGAAGGAGUCAGCUUUGUAGAACAGUCUGUGGCGGCAAGGCAACCAUUCUUUCUCUACUGGACCCCUGACGCCACCCACGAACCCCUUUAUGCCUCCAAGUCUUUCCUGGGGCGUAGUCAGAGAGGAUUAUAUGGGGAUGCCGUGAUGGAGUUGGACUACGGUGUAGGCCAAAUUCUGGAUAAAGUCCAAGAGCUUGGGAUAGCUAACAGUACCUUUGUCCUGUUCACGUCUGACAAUGGUGGCGCUGUGUAUGCUCGAGAAAGUGGUGGCAUCAAUGGGCCAUUCUUGUGUGGUAAAGAGACUACCUAUGAAGGUGGUAUGAGAGAACCAACUAUAGCCUGGUGGCCGACGCACAUCAAACCAGGAGGGGUUACUCAUCAAAUUGGCAGUGUCAUGGAUAUUUUCACCACCGCGCUGAGUCUGGCUGGUAUCGAUCCUCCCAGUGAUCGCUUUAUUGAUGGGGAGAACUUAUUACCGGCCCUGCUCAGUGGGACGCUGGAUGCCAACAAGACGAUGUUCUAUUACCGUGGUAACGAGAUGAUGGCGGUCAGGCAUGGGCUGUAUAAGGCACACUAUUGGACAUGGACCAACUCCAUACAGGAAUUUAUGAGCGGAGUGAACUUCUGCCAUGGCGAAAAUGUGACAGGGGUCAUGACCCAUGACCAGGUCAACCACACCCUCUCUCCGCUCCUCUUCCAUCUUGGACGUGACCCAGGUGAAAAGUACCUCAUCAAGGACACAGCAGCAGAGUAUAAGGCAGUGAUGCCUCAGAUCAGGCAGAUAGUUGAAGAUCACAAGACCAACCUUAUCCCUGGUACACCUCAGCUCAACAUGUGUGAUAAUGCUGUCAUGAACUGGUCUCCUCCAGGUUGUGAGAAACUGAAUAAGUGUCUAAAAGGGCCUGCGUCCGACCCACAUAAAUGUUAUUGGCCUCAUUGAUUAUUAGCCUUCCAUCCACUGCGGCCCUCCUCUUAGUAGUGUGCCAUCUAUGGAAAGCCAACAAUGUCAUGUCAUCUAAACAUUGUACACAUUAUGAAAGAGUGUAUUUCAAUGCUUGAGAACUAUACUCAGAUCUCUGUUUUAGAUGACACAGUUAUACUUUUGGUCAUUCCAUCAUCGAGAUACAUUCUAAUUGAGCCAAAGUCUUUAUGAUAAAGGCCUUAUUUUGAUCACCACUUUGCAUUGUGAUUUAAUAAUAGUGCAUGGUCUAUCUUGUACUAAAUUAGAUUAGGGGGUAUUACAAAAUACUGUAUAAUGCAGAGUACACUUUGUUUUUCCAAAGGUCAAAGGCCUAGGAUUCCAUAUAGUAUUAGUGCAUCAUUAGUGAAUGGUAUUGUCAUUACAUUACUGCAUUGUGGAAAUUGAGCAUUAAAUGCUCACUUGGCCCGAAAUUAUUCUUGCAAUAUCUUUUGUUAUCAAGACUUUAAGCAGUAUGUUGUUAAAGAGCAGAUACCUGAAAUUUAACCUUUUUAUUGGGAAAACAUUUGUAUGAUUGUUUUCUUUAUAUCAGAGUUGUUACUUGUUGUCACUCGUUAUUACAUGUAUCAUGUUACUUUUAGGAAGUACUGUUAUAUGCGCUUUCAUCAUGUGUUUCAGAAGAGCUCAAAUUGGAUAUGCUAUGUGAAGUUCAUUCUAACAUCAACCUGAAAUUGAUCAGCAGAAAAAUUAUAUAUAUAUCAUAUAUAUAGAAAUGGAGCAGUAAAAUUUUGAAAACGAAUUUAAAAAUUAAUGAAUAUUUGAUGGCAGAUUUGGAUUUGCAAACAAAAAUUAGAAUGAAAAUUUUUGAAUUUUCUCUUGAUUUCACUGACUUGCUGUAUUCAUUUUCAGCUAGGAAUUGAGUGCACUACUAUGGGAAAAAUAUAUCUGAAAUUUUGAAGCUACUGUAGUAUUUUUUCUUUCUAUUUUUCGUUAUCUAAUAUCUUUGAACCUAGUGUUAUACAUGUAAAUAAUGAGAGAAAAAGCCAUGAUCGCUGCAGGUUGAUGGUUCUAUCUAAAUGGGUUUUUGCAAUAUCACCUGAUUUCGCCCAAAUGAUUACCAGACUUAAAUUACUUUGGUCUGCGAAUGCACAAGCGAACAUGCACCAUUGUUUGUAUAUCAUUCAAUUUUAAAUAUGUAAUUGCAUAUAUUUUUAUGUAAUAUGAAAUAUUAGACAAGGAUAUAUUCGUAUAAAUUGUGGUAGUUUAUUCCUAAGCUUAUUUAUUCCUAUGAUUUCCCUUUAUAAGAGGCUCUUCAGUUCUCAUUACUUAGAGGAAAAGGAAAUGAAGUGAAAGAAUUGUACAUAUGUACUUAUUUUUCUAUAAUUCUAUUGUCAUAUUGGAAUUUAUUGAACUGAUAGUUGAAUAUUGGAUUUUAUAGAGAAUAUUUCUUAUUUGCUCGAAUGUAAAACUUGCAGGAAAUGUUUUCCAGCAAUUUGAAUGAAUGCGGACAUGGCAAAUAAUUAUUCUGAGAGGGUGGGGCUGUGUGCUUACCCCAAGAUCUGUGUCUGAAACAAUUUACAAAUCGACUAAUUGUAUUACUUUAAUACAAUCAUUUAUAAAUUUUGUAUGUAUAAUCACCGAGUGACUCAUACAUCUAAUUCCAAAAGUGCUUCUUUUCAAAAUUUAUAAUAAAUG
This is a messenger RNA of Lytechinus pictus (painted urchin), 3339 nucleotides long. RefSeq names its product N-acetylgalactosamine-6-sulfatase-like. The transcript has 10 exons. Lineage: Eukaryota; Metazoa; Echinodermata; Echinoidea; Temnopleuroida; Toxopneustidae. The record is from RefSeq and is a predicted model, not a curated record. Gene Ontology annotation, molecular function: N-acetylgalactosamine-6-sulfatase activity; arylsulfatase activity. Bases 82 to 1665 code for a protein of 527 amino acids.